This is a messenger RNA of Dipodomys spectabilis (banner-tailed kangaroo rat), 2663 nucleotides long. RefSeq names its product adenosine deaminase tRNA specific 1 (gene Adat1). The transcript is spliced from 11 exons. Bases 730 to 2211 code for a protein of 493 amino acids. Lineage: Eukaryota; Metazoa; Chordata; Mammalia; Rodentia; Heteromyidae. The record is from RefSeq and is a predicted model, not a curated record. Gene Ontology annotation, molecular function: adenosine deaminase activity; RNA binding. Gene Ontology annotation, biological process: RNA processing.
GGGGGCGGGCUCUCGGCUUCCUUUCUCCUGGUUUUGCCUGGGGAGAGCUGAGGGCCUGGAACCGUGCGGCCCGGGCCGCACGUGGGGAAGGGCGGGGUCCCGGCAGCCAGCUUGUCAGCGGGAAGCGCCCGCUCCGGGCCCCGAGAUGACUGCUGGGCCGAGCUGUUCGGCAGGAUCCAGGCCUGGUUACCGUGGACGCAGACCGUUGGGACCCUCCCUCGCGUCCGAGCGCUGCGUGCCCCAGAGCAGCCACCUGCCGGCUGCCGGGCCGGCCCCCGCGCCGGGCCGUUGGCGGUGUGCACCUCUGCCCUGUGCCGUUCAGGCCGACGGCAGAGGGCCCGCCUUCACCAGCUGCUGUGUGUGGUGCCCUCCUGGAAAUGACGCCCGAAUCCCUUCCCAACCCGGGACCCGGCUCUCCCCUGCGUUUCUUUGCUCCUAGAGACAGAAAAGUUCUGCUGGCUCUCUGACUUGAAAGGCACAGUUUCUAUCAUUUGUGGCCAGUUCUUCGUCUUAAGUCACUACGGUCCGAUUCAUCCAUGACCUUUCUUCUACUUCAGUAACGGUCCUGAACUUUGCAAGAGUCUCACUGUAGACAUCUUGCAGAAGCAUUUCACAGGAAAGAGGAGAAUACUAUUUCUGAAGAGAAUGGAAAGGAACAUCUUGCCAGAAAGAUCAGCCUUGUGAGGAUCUGCACAAAGCAAGCUGAGGGCUUUAGCCUCAGCCCCAGCCAUGUGGACAGCGGAUGAGAUUGCUCAGCUGUGCUAUGAGCACUACCAUGUUAGGCUGCCUAAGCAGGGCAAGCCUGAGCCCAAUCGUGAAUGGACAUUGUUGGCAGCCGUGGUGAAGAUACAGUUUACAGCUGACCAGGCUUGUGGCAUUUCUGAUAAGGCAAUACAAGUGACAAAGGAAGUUGUCUCAAUGGGAACAGGAACCAAAUGCAUAGGCCAGUCCAAAAUGAGGAAGAGCGGAGACAUCCUCAAUGAUAGCCACGCUGAAGUCAUAGCCAGGAGGGGUUUCCUACGGUACCUUCUCCAUCAGCUCCAGUUGGCAGCCACUCUGGAAAAGGACAGCAUCUUUAUCCCAGGAACUUACAAAGGGCUGUGGAAACUCAGACCAGAUCUCUCUUUUGUAUUUUUCUCCAGCCACACACCCUGUGGAGACGCCUCCAUCAUUCCAAUGCUUGAGUUUGAAGAACAGCCUUGCUGCCCUGUCACCAUCAGCUCAUCUGCAGGAGCCAGUGGUGACUUGGAGGCUCUUGAAGACAAAGGAGAUUGUGAUGACACUGGCAGUCCUGUAGCCAAGAAGAUGAGACUUGAAACUCCUUCCAACUUGGUCAUGAAUGGGACCGCUCACUGUGACAAGCAGGAACGGCAUCCAGUCACGCCGGAGGUCAGCAACUGGAACCUCACUGUGCAGGGACUGGCCACUGUGAAAACUAAAAUGCCCCGUGACAUCACAGUGGUGGAUGUUCAUAGAACUGGGGCCAAGUGUGUCCCCGGAGAAGCCAGGGACCCAGGGAAGCCAGGUGCCGCAUACCACCAGGUGGGGCUGCUGCGAGUGAAGCCAGGCCGAGGGGACAGGACGUGCUCCAUGUCUUGCAGUGACAAGAUGGCCCGGUGGAAUGUCCUUGGAUGUCAGGGCGCACUGUUGAUGCACUUUCUGGAAGAGCCCAUCUACCUGUCAGCUUUGGUGAUUGGGAAGUGCCCAUACAGCCUGGAAGCCAUGCAGAGAGCCCUGACUGGGAGGUGUCAGAAUGUCUCGGCUUUACCCAAAGGCUUUAGAGUUCAAGAACUGAAAACACAGCAGUCAGAUUUACUGUUUGAACAGAGCCGCUGUGCAGUGCAGGCAAAUAGGCUGGAUGGUCCAGGCCGGCUUGUGCCUUGUGGGGCAGCAAUUAGCUGGAGUGCCGUUCCUGAGCAUCCACUGGACGUAACGGCCAACGGCUUUCCCCAAGGAACAACGAAGAAAGGAAUUGGAAGCCUUCAGGCCAGAUCCAGAAUCAGCAAAGUGGAACUCUUUAGAUCAUUCCUGAAGCUUCUAAGCAGCAUUGCAGAGGACAUGCAGCCAGACUCCCUCAGGGGGCAGAAGCUGGACACCUACCAGGAGUAUAAAGAGGCUGCAUCCACUUACCAGGAAGCCUGGAGCACACUCCGAAAGCAGGCAUUUGGAUUCUGGAUCAAAAAUCCACCAGACUAUCACCAAUUCAAAUGAAUAGGAAAAGUUUUCCAGCCGAUUUAUACCUGUAAUCCUAGCCAUUCAGGAGGUGGAGAUCAAGAAGAUCAGAAGCAGUUCAAGGUCAGCCUGAGUAAUAAGGUUCUGAGACACCAUCUCAACCAAUAAAAGCUAUAUGGUAGUGCGCACUUCAUCCCAGGAUAUAGAGGAGUCCAGGCCAGCUUAAUCGUGAGACACAAAAAAAUGCUGCGAACACAUCCAUGUGGUAGAGCUCCUUCCUAGCAAAUGCAAGGCCCUGAGUUCAAACCCCAGCAUCACCAAAAAAAAGUCUGCAGGCUUGCUGGUAGCAGGAGCUUCAUUCUGGACAACCAUAAGCCUUUCUGUUGACUAAAUCAAGAAAACAUUAGGCUAGGCACAUUUUACUAUUGCUUGGUAUUUGACUUCGAUUAUGUUUUAUUGCUUCUCUAAAAUAUAGAAUUUGGAAUAUGAUA